Molecule: messenger RNA, 5766 nt
Organism: Drosophila gunungcola (fruit fly)
Lineage: Eukaryota; Metazoa; Arthropoda; Insecta; Diptera; Drosophilidae
Gene: sgg
Product: protein kinase shaggy
Exons: 9
Coding region: 534-3731 (1065 amino acids)
Biological process (GO): negative regulation of canonical Wnt signaling pathway; signal transduction; protein phosphorylation
Cellular component (GO): axon; cytoplasm; nucleus
Molecular function (GO): ATP binding; protein serine/threonine kinase activity
Source: RefSeq, a predicted model, not a curated record
CAGUUCAUUCGCGACCUCAAAAGCGGCCGCACAUGUUGCACGCUAAAAAAACACACAGACCAGAAAACAGAAAUAAAUAACCAAAAUAGACACUUAAAUUUUGAAAAUCCCAAAGAUCUCUCUCUCUGCCUUUUUUGUUUCGUGUGAGUGUGUAUAAAUUUAAAUGGUUUUUGUUUGGCUUUUAUUUAUAUUUUUUUACGGUGUCCAAAAAACAAACCACAAUGUUGGGCUAAAUUUAGCCAGAGAGUCAAAAUAGAAAAAGUUUGUUUUCGAAAAUGCAGCUAUAACAGCAAAAAUCAGUGUAACCAAAUCAAAAGCAACCACUAAUUUGUUAUUUUGUUUGAUUUAAAUAAAAUUAGGCAAUGUGACUGUGAAGCGCGAAGACAAAAAAGUUAAACAAAAAUAAAAAGUGAUUUAAAACACUUUAACUCCCCCAAAACUGUGCUCAGCUUGGGACACACUUAACUAAUUCUAAAGAACUAGGAAGGAAAUACUCUAAUCACUAGAGUAUUUAAUAGACCAUUAAAAACCUGAUGGCAACAACAACAACAACCCAGGCAGCAGGAGCUGCACCAGCUCACAAUUUAUUGCCCGCCGCCGCCAGUAGCAAUAAUAAUAUAAAUAAUACCCUUAACAACAACAAUAAUAACAACAACAACAACAGCAGUAACAACAACAAUAAUAAUAAUAAUAAUAACGUGACAAGCCAGCCCAUAAAAAUACCGCUGAGCGAACGCUUCUCAUCGCAAACGUCGACGGGUUCGGCGGACAGUGGAGUAAUUGUUUCCAGUGCAUCGCAGCAGCAACUGCAGCAGUUGCAAUUGCCGCCACCGCGCAGCAGUAGUGGCUCAUUGAGCUUACCGCAGGCGCCACCUGGCGGCAAGUGGCGUCAGCAGAAGCUGCAGCAGCAGCAGCGCCAGCAAUUACUGCUCAGUCAAGAUAGUGGCAUCGAGAACGGUGUUACGCGGUCAAAGGUCAAGGAUUCUCAGGGCGGUGGUGUGGGAAAACCUGGUCACAAUGCCAUCAAUUCAAAGGAGGCUGGGAACAGCAGCAGCGAAAGUCUGGGCAGCAAUUGCUCCGAAACGACUGCUGAGGAUCAGCAGCGGAUAAGGGCCUCAUCCGCUCUGGAACUCAGUAGCAGUAGCAGCGUGGACAAUCCCGUGGUCAUUGGUGUGGGCAGCACUGUGAUGGGCAACAACAUCCUGCGCAGCCGCAUUAAGUACAAGAGUACCAAUAGCACCGGGACCCAGGGAUUCGAUGUGGAGGAUCGCAUCGAUGAGGUGGAUAUCUGUGAUGAUGACGUGGAGAUCGAGGAGGAGGACGAUGGCGUCAAUGUGGACGACGAUGUCGAGGAGGCCGACAACCAGUCGGACAGUCAGUCGGGCAUAAUAAUAAACCUCAAGAGCAAAUCGGAACAAGAGGAGGAGGAGCCCAAGGAGUCGGAGGUUAAACCCAAAACCCGAUUACUGCCACCCGAUCAGGCGGAACUUACAGUGGCAGCGGCAGCGGCACGUCGUCGCGAUGCCAAAAGUCUGGCCACCGAUGGCCACAUUUACUUUCCCCUGCUCAAGAUCAGCGAGGAUCCGCACAUUGAUUCCAAGCUGAUCAACCGCAAGGAUGGCCUUCAGGACACCAUGUAUUAUCUGGACGAGUUCGGCAGUCCCAAGCUGCGGGAGAAGUUCGCCCGCAAGCAAAAGCAGCUGCUGGCCAAGCAGCAAAAGCAGAUGAUGAAGCGGGAAAGGCGGAGCGAGGAGCAGCGCAAGAAGCGAAACACCACCGUGGCAUCCAAUUUGGCGGCCAGUGGUGAGACCAAAGAUGAUGAACAACAACCACACUGUGAUACUAGCUCUAGGAGCAAACAUAACUCGGUACCCAAUCCCCCCUCCAGCCAUGUUCAUCAUAAUCAUCAUCUUGUUGUGGAUGUGGAGGAGGAUGUGGAUGUGGAUGCCACCAAGCGUGACGUGGGCCAGGUGAAGAUGCGCCGCCACAGCCACGACAACCACUACGAUAGAAUCCCCCAGAGCAAUGCAAACACCAUCACCACCACCACCACCACCACCACCACCACCCGCCCUAAAAACGAUCAUCAGUCGCAGGAUCAGGACGUCGAGGACAUCGAGCAGGGAGCCGAGCCCGAACUCGAAGGAGAUGUCGAUGCGGACAGCGAUGAGAGCGGCGAGAACGUUAAGACUGCCAAAUUGGCCAGAACACAGUCCUGCGUCAGUUGGACCAAAGUGGUGCAAAAGUUCAAAAACAUAUUAGGUCGCGAUGGUUCCAAAAUUACAACAGUUGUUGCAACACCCGGCCAAGGCACCGAUCGUGUACAAGAGGUCUCCUAUACAGACACAAAGGUCAUCGGCAAUGGCAGCUUCGGGGUCGUGUUCCAGGCAAAGCUCUGCGACACCGGCGAGCUGGUGGCAAUCAAAAAAGUUUUACAAGACAGACGAUUUAAGAAUCGCGAAUUGCAAAUAAUGCGCAAACUGGAGCAUUGUAAUAUUGUAAAGCUUUUGUACUUUUUCUAUUCGAGUGGUGAAAAGCGCGAUGAAGUAUUUUUGAAUUUAGUCCUCGAAUAUAUACCAGAAACCGUAUACAAAGUGGCUCGCCAAUAUGCCAAAACCAAGCAAACGAUACCAAUCAACUUUAUUCGGCUCUACAUGUACCAACUGUUCAGAAGUUUGGCCUACAUCCACUCGCUGGGCAUUUGCCAUCGUGAUAUCAAGCCGCAGAACCUUCUGCUCGAUCCGGAGACGGCUGUGCUGAAGCUCUGUGACUUUGGCAGCGCCAAACAGUUGCUGCACGGCGAGCCGAAUGUGUCGUACAUCUGCUCUCGGUAUUACCGCGCCCCCGAGCUCAUCUUUGGCGCCAUCAAUUAUACAACAAAGAUCGAUGUGUGGAGUGCCGGUUGCGUUUUGGCCGAGCUGCUGCUGGGGCAGCCCAUCUUCCCUGGCGAUUCCGGUGUCGAUCAACUCGUCGAGGUCAUCAAGGUCCUGGGCACACCGACAAGAGAACAGAUACGCGAAAUGAAUCCAAACUAUACGGAAUUCAAGUUCCCACAAAUUAAGAGUCAUCCAUGGCAGAAAGUUUUUCGUAUACGCACUCCUACAGAAGCUAUCAACUUGGUGUCCCUGCUGCUCGAGUACACGCCCAGCGCCCGGAUCACACCGCUCAAGGCCUGUGCACAUCCGUUCUUUGAUGAGCUGCGCAUGGAGGGCAACCACACCUUGCCCAACGGUCGCGAGAUGCCGCCGUUGUUCAACUUCACAGAGCAUGAACUCUCGAUACAGCCCAGCCUAGUGCCACAGUUGUUGCCGAAACAUCUGCAGAACGCAUCUGGGCCUGGUGGCAAUCGAUCUUCGGCCGGCGGAGCAGCCUCCGCUGCGGCCAGCGGCUCCACCAGCGUUUCGUCAACGGGAAGCGGCGCCUCGGCGGAAGGAACAGCCGCCCAAUUGACACAGUCGCAGGGCACGGCAGCAGCAGCUGCGGCGGGAUCGGGUGGAGCAGCCGGAGCUGGACAAGCAGCAGCAGGAGCCGGAUCUGGCAACAACAGCAGCAGCGGCGGCGGAGCCUCGGGAGCGCCGUCUGCCGUGGCAGCUGGAGCCAAUGCGCAGCAGGCCAAUGCCGCCGCCGCCGCCGCUGGAGGAGGUGGAGGUGGAGCGGCGGCCGCUGCUGCCACAGCAUCUGGUGCAAUGGCCGCGACCAACGCCGGCGGCGCCAAUGUCACAGAUUCGUAGGGGCAACAGUAACAUACAUUACAUACAACAACAAGCAUAUAUAAUUAAUUAUAACAAGUACGGAGAAUGCAAAACCAGCAGCAACAAAAAUUAAAACAACAAAGAACCCUAUAUACACAAUAAUUAAUACAUUUAAUUAAUGCAAUUGAUGAAAACAAAACAAAAACAAAAUAAAAACAGCAACACAAACGAAAGAAGAGCAGCAAAAAAGCUGAAAGAGAAAAGCAACUAAAAGCAAAAAGUUAUAACAAACGAAAACGUUUUACUUAGGUAAACAUUAAAUUUAUUUUAAAUAUAAAAUAAAACUAAUAAGUAUAAUAAUAAAUAAUAAUGAUAAAUAAAAAAACACAAUAAUUAUAAUAGUAAAGCCAGCGCUUUGGAUUGUCAUUUUGUCACCACCGUACGUGGCGAUAUAUUUUUUAAUUAAUAUUAUUAUAAAUAUUAUCUUCUUUCUCCUCUCUCACACUCUCUUCGUUGAAUAUUAUUUCCAUUACUUUUUGACGCCUAAAGGAAUAAUCAUGUAUAUGUAUAUUGAACAGAGUCAUUGCAUAUUUUUUUUUUAUACCACCUUGUUUUUAGUAUGUUUAACUGAUAAGCCAGAGAAAAAAAUAUUAUACAAUUAAUCCAAUGAAAAAACGAGUUCUGUGUAUUAAAAUAUAAGAUUUAACAAGAUCAGACAUUUUAUUGAAAUUAAAUAGAUUACACCCUCAAACGACCUUAACAAACGAGAAGAAAAGCAGAAGAGAAGAUAAAGAUAAGUUGAAGAGGAGGAGACGAAAAAGAAAAAGCCCCGAGCAUAAUGUAAAUGUUAUGUUAAACCUUAAUUUAAUGGAAAUGAUUAAAGCAAAAACAAAAGAAAAAAAAAAAAAAAAACAAAACAAGAAACUACAAGCAACAAACAAAACAAAAAGCGAAACUGUUUAAACUAUACUUACAUAAUAUAUAAUCUUUAUGAAUACAAACUACAUUUUUUUUUUGCAACACGCAUUAUGUAUAAAUACAUAUUAAAUAAAUAAAUUAUUUUUAUUUUUAUUAAAUAAUUAUUAUUAUUAUUUUGUAAUAAAUAAAAGGAAAUAAUUGAUUGAGAACACGAAACACGAAAAAGAAAAACCGAUCGUGGAAACUAAGAAGAAACCCCUUUCAUCGUAGAUAUUUUUUUUUGUGCGUUAAAAUGUAUCUAAAUGAAUGUAUUAUUAUUUAGCCAGUAGUCGAUAGAGAGAGUUGUGUUUGUAUGAGUUUUAGUCGAUAUAUCGGAUAUAGAGAACAGAUCAGAACAGAACAGAAUAGAACAGAACAGAACAGAACAGAAAGGUAUGGUAGCUGGCAUCUGAGAACCGACGGCUUAGUUGCAAUAUGUAGAUAAGGUCCAAUUAUAGGGUUUCUGUAACUGUAGAGCUGCAUUAUUAUUUGCAUACAUAGUCAGUGUCGCCUUGCCUCGCCCCCGAAAAUCUUUUCCCCUCGCUCCCCAUCUUUCCAUCCAGCGCUGCUAUAAAAUAUUAUUAUCGUUAGAUUGGCAGAACUGUAAAAAAUAAAUAAAAAGAAAAAGAACAAAAAAAAAAUGCAUAAGCAAGAUAAGAAAAACAAAAUAAGAAAAAAGAAAAAAAUGAGCAAAACACUUAUAUUUAUUUCUAUAGUUUAUUAUAAUCGACAUUAAACUAAUUAUUAUGCUAAUUAUAAACGAUUAAUGGAUACACACACAAACGCAGAAUAAAAUACAUUUUUCCUAGUAAUUUAGGCACACACACACACAUACACACACACACAAGAAAACACAUGCAAAAUAAAAAAUCUUUAAAAAAAUGAAUAAAAAGUAAAAAGAAAAAAGAACAAAAAAUUAUAAUCAUUUACCUUAUUUUUUAAUUUGCUAAUUACAUAACCAACACACACACACUCUACAUACAGACACCUACAACACGCAUACUCUGACAAUUGUAUAUGUAAUGCUGUAAUAAUCAUGAUAAUAUAUAGAUUCGUUGAUGAUAAUGAGCAAAGAAGCCGUAAUGAUAAUGAUAAUAAAUGAAUACAACAAAAUCCA